This is a messenger RNA of Umbelopsis ramanniana AG, 799 nucleotides long. RefSeq lists its product as uncharacterized. The record is from RefSeq and is a predicted model, not a curated record. The coding region runs from base 154 to 492 and encodes 112 amino acids. The transcript has 2 exons. Lineage: Eukaryota; Fungi; Mucoromycota; Umbelopsidomycetes; Umbelopsidales; Umbelopsidaceae.
AAAUGCUUUCUGAGACAAAAAAAAAUUGAAUGCGCUACGCAAUCAUGAUCUCAUGGCCAAAAUGGCCCCCACCUUGUAAGUGCAAAUAUAAAAGCGCCAGAGCACGCCAGCCAUCCAAAUCAUACAAUACCUUUUUCUUAAAACAUCAAAAAUAUGCCCGAAGGACCAACUUGUCGCGUUUCAUACAAGGCCGAUGGCCAAGAAUUUUUCGUCUUUGCUGAUGCUGAUUACCUUGAGAAGUGGAAGCAGGAUAAGACCAUCCCUAUUGUGCAGGUUGUUCAAUCCUACGAAAUCUUGCAUGUUCCAAACGGCGGCAACACAGGCGAAGCAGUUCGACCAGCAAAGGGCGCCUUAGAGUCGGCGUUUGGUACCUCCAAUACUGACGACAUUGUCAAAAAGAUUCUCACUGAAGGCGAAUACAAGGGAGGAGCCCAUCUUGGACGUGCGGAGGCUUACGGUCUAGGCGGUGAUAAGGGACAAAGUGCCUAUUAAGUAGGCCAUGGUUGUGAAUACUGUAUAUAUGAAAAACUAAAAAAAAUAAAAAUCUUUGAGAAAGAAAAAUUAAAGCAAACAUUGUGUGCCACCUCAUAUUCAACUGGGGACCUGACCGACGUGAUUGCCAGUUCACAGUAGAUCACCUACCCAUUUUGCCCCCACAAUCACUGUGGCUUUAUGGAAUGAGGCUUGAGGGUUUGAGUUCUACCGGGAAGAACGUGUCAGUGGGCAAUCAAACACAUGGAUGGUGUAGGAAUGUGUGACAAAAGAGGAGAUCGGGGGGAGGCAAAAAAGGAGAAGAGAG